Cryptomeria japonica (Japanese cedar) is the source of this 3502-nucleotide messenger RNA. RefSeq names its product elongation factor 2. The record is from RefSeq and is a predicted model, not a curated record. Gene Ontology annotation, biological process: translational elongation. Gene Ontology annotation, molecular function: GTP binding; ribosome binding; translation elongation factor activity. The transcript is spliced from 4 exons. NCBI's taxonomy places the organism in Eukaryota, Viridiplantae, Streptophyta, Pinopsida, Cupressales, Cupressaceae. Gene Ontology annotation, cellular component: cytosol; ribonucleoprotein complex. The coding region runs from base 215 to 2746 and encodes 843 amino acids.
UAUGAUCACUUGGGUCCUGUCUUCUUCUUUGUGAGACUGUCAAUCUCACACAGGAGAAUUCUAGUCGAACCAAUUCAAACUCAUUUCGAUCAAAGCUUUUGAAGUUACCUUUUCUCUGGCAUUUGACCAAGGAAACAAAAGUUCGGAAUAAUUCGAACGCCGUUUCAAAUUGUUGAGCCGCUUCAGGUUGUUAGUCCAGGAAAGAAUCAACAAAAUGGUGAAGUUUACAGUUGAGGAGCUCCGAAGGAUCAUGGAUUUGAAGCAUAACAUCCGAAACAUGUCUGUCAUUGCUCAUGUUGACCAUGGGAAAUCCACAUUGACAGAUUCUUUAGUAGCAGCAGCUGGAAUUAUAGCUCAAGAAGUUGCAGGAGAUGUUAGGAUGACUGAUACUCGUGCAGAUGAAGCUGAACGUGGCAUCACUAUCAAGUCAACUGGGAUCUCCUUAUACUAUAAGAUGACAGAGGAGUCUCUGAGCAGCUUUAAGGGAGAGAGAAUAGGUAAUGAGUAUUUAAUAAAUCUCAUUGAUUCUCCAGGUCACAUUGAGUUCUCAUCAGAAGUUACAGCAGCUCUGCGAAUCACAGAUGGUGCAUUGGUUGUGGUAGAUUGUGUUGAGGGGGUCUGUGUUCAGACUGAAACUGUUCUUCGACAAGCUCUGGCAGAAAGGAUUAAGCCCAUCCUUACUGUAAACAAGAUUGAUAGGUGCUUCCUUGAGCUUCAGGUUGAUGGAGAGGAGGCCUAUCAGACUAUAUCAAGGGUCAUUGAAAGUGCGAAUGUGAUUAUGGCUACUUAUGAGGACGCUCUUCUUGGUGAUGUUCAAGUUUAUCCAGAGAAAGGUACUGUAGCAUUCUCGGCUGGUCUGCAUGGAUGGGCUUUUACAAUGACAAAUUUUGCAAAAAUGUAUGCUAAGAAGUUUGGGGUCGAUGAACUGAAGAUGAUGGAGAGGCUGUGGGGUGAGAAUUACUUUGACACAGCCACAAGAAGAUGGACUAGCACAAAUACCGGCUCACGAACCUGCAAGAGAGGCUUUGUUCAGUUUAUAUAUGAGCCAAUAAGGCAGAUUAUCGAUGGGUGUAUGAACAAUGAGAAGGAUAAGCUAUGGCCCAUGUUGCAAAAGCUUGGGAUUGCAAUGAAGAAUGAAGAGAGGGAUUUGGUUGGGAAGGCCCUUAUGAAGCGUGUUAUGCAAAGCUGGCUGCCUGCAAGUAAUGCCCUUCUUGAAAUGAUGAUUUUCCAUUUGCCAUCCCCUUAUAUGGCCCAGAGAUACCGUGUGGGGAAUUUGUAUGAAGGACCUCUGGAUGAUGUCUAUGCCAAGGCAAUCAGGGACUGUGACCCUGCUGGACCCUUGAUGUUGUAUGUUUCCAAGAUGAUUCCAGCCUCUGACAAAGGGAGGUUCUUUGCCUUUGGCCGGGUCUUUUCAGGGACAGUAGCAAAGGGUAUGAAGGUUAGGAUCAUGGGUCCCAACUAUGUGCCUGGAGAGAAGAAGGAUCUAUAUGUAAAGAGUGUUCAAAGGACUGUCAUAUGGAUGGGAAAGAAGCAGGAGACAGUAGAUGAUGUGCCAUGUGGAAACACUGUGGCCAUGGUAGGGUUGGACCAGUGUAUAACUAAGAAUGCUACUCUGACAAAUGAGAAAGAGAUGGAUGCCCACCCAAUCAAAGCAAUGAAGUUCUCUGUUUCUCCUGUUUAUCGUGUUGCAGUGCAGUGUAAGAUACCUUCUGAUCUUCCAAAGCUUGUUGAAGGCUUGAAACGCCUGGCCAAGUCAGACCCUAUGGUUGUAUGCACCAUUGAAGAAUCAGGGGAGCACAUCAUUGCAGGGGCAGGGGAGCUCCACGUUGAGAUAUGCCUCAAGGACUUGCAAGAGGAUUUUAUGGGGGGAGCUGAAAUAGUUGUGUCUGAUCCCAUUGUUUCCUUCCGAGAAACCGUUCUAGAGAAAUCACACCAUGUUGUGAUGAGCAAGUCUCCCAAUAAGCACAACAGGCUUUACUUUGAAGCAAGGCCUAUGGAAGAAGGUCUUGCAGAGGCAAUUGAUGAGGGCCGAAUUGGUCCAAGGGAUGAUCCUAAAGUCAGGGGGAAAGUGCUCAGUGAAGAAUUUGGAUGGGAUAAGGAUCUAGCAAAGAAGAUCUGGUGCUUUGGGCCCGAGACAAUUGGACCAAACAUGGUAGUUGAUAUGUGCAAGGGAGUUCAGUACUUGAAUGAAAUCAAGGACUCUGUUGUUGCUGCGUUCCAAUGGGCAUCCAAAGAGGGGGCCCUUGCAGAGGAGAACAUGAGGGGUAUCUGCUUUGAAAUUUGUGACGUGGUUUUACAUGCUGAUGCCAUCCACAGAGGAGGUGGUCAGCUUAUCCCAACUGCAAGAAGGGUCAUGUAUGCUGCUCAGCUUACUGCUAAGCCCAGACUUCUUGAACCGGUUUACCUGGUCGAAAUUCAGGCUCCUGAGCAAGCUCUAGGCGGCAUUUAUAAUGUUUUGAACCAGAAAAGAGGCCAUGUAUUUGAGGAGCUCCAGAGACCUGGCACUCCACUAUAUAACAUUAAGGCCUAUUUGCCAGUCAUUGAAUCUUUUAAGUUUGCAGAUACCCUUAGACUUGCCACAGGUGGCCAGGCUUUUCCUCAGAGUGUAUUUCACCACUGGGAUAUGAUGAGUACUGAUCCCAUGGAUCCUUCUUCACAGGCAGGAAGACUUGUCAUUGAUAUCCGCAAGAGGAAGGGGCUCAAGGAUCAUAUCACUCCCCUCUCUGAUUAUGAGGAUAGGCUCUAAAGGUAUGUGCAAUUGACUUUCUUACAUCACCAUGCACCAUCAAACUAAUUUUCAAAUCUUAACAACCAAGAACAACAAGGUCAUAUCAUAUGGUCUUUUGCUGGAUUUGGCUCAGAGGCUUCCAGUUCUAGUGCAAUCAGAAUUUGUUAUGGUACUUUUGAUCCAUGCUUUCUAUACAAGUUCUGAUUUACCACAUUAUAGGGUGGUAACCUACUACAUUGCCUCUGGUGGCAAGGGAGGUGGCAUGGACUAAUAUUGUUCAGGGGCAGUUUAGUGAGCGUCUCCAGUGGCCAGAUUUGGAAAAUGAACUGGUAGAAGAAACAUAUGAUGUCGGUAAGAACCUAGAUUCUGAUACUGGAGACACUUGCUGAUUAUGAAUCUUGGGAAAUUUGUGGAUAGUGAUAUGCUGCUUGGAAUGAUGGAAAUUUGUGGAUAGCUACUUUGUUUAAUUAUUAUGGUAAUGGAAUAAGCAACUCAAUCACCUAAUGCCUUAGACAAGUACAACUGGUUAUGGGUUGGUGAAGCGGAGUUCAACUAAGUAUGACAACUGUUAGAGAAUGAUGAUGUAUUUUGUUGUGCAAUAAGGGCAAUUAUGGAAAUACUUAAUCCAGUGUCCAAACAGUAAUGUAAGUAUGUUGAAGGUGGAAAUCCUGGGUGAACCCAUCUUCAAAUACUAAUUUAGGUUGGUUAAUUUAUAUCACUUUGUAAUGUAUUCUUAUUCUGCAAUAGAAUAAAGAUAAAAAUAUUUGAUGUUCA